Molecule: messenger RNA, 474 nt
Organism: Mytilus californianus (California mussel)
Lineage: Eukaryota; Metazoa; Mollusca; Bivalvia; Mytilida; Mytilidae
Product: 50S ribosomal protein L33-like
Exons: 3
Coding region: 104-331 (75 amino acids)
Biological process (GO): translation
Source: RefSeq, a predicted model, not a curated record
UCAAGGGUAGAGGGAGCAUUUAAAAACCAGGAUUCAAAUUGAUAUGGACAAAAAUUUUGCAUGGGGAAUCGACUUGGAAAAGUUAAGUUAAUUUUGCGAAAACAUGUCAACAACACCUCUAAGAAUCGUCCUUGGAAAGACUGUUUUGGUUAGAAUGGAAAGCCUAGCAGGGACUGGGCACAAGAUCAACAGACUUCGACCAAAACAAUUUACAGGUGGAAAAUUUGAAGUUCUCAGUCAUGACCCAUUUGUACAACAAACAGUUUUAUACAGAGAAAUAAAGAAACUAAAGACAAUACGGAAGCUGCCAGGAAUGCACACCAAAAAAUGAAAAUAGACUGCAUAAAUAAACAGUUCAAUUAUUGAUAGUUGUGUACCCUGACACUGAUUCUCUGUCUGCACAUGAGAAUAAACUCUUUUAAUAGUGUGUUAGUUGAAAGGAAUAAAUUAUUUUUCCACUGCAGUGGUACUAAA